This is a messenger RNA of Talaromyces marneffei, 1290 nucleotides long. RefSeq lists its product as uncharacterized. Gene Ontology annotation, biological process: DNA damage tolerance; protein monoubiquitination. The transcript has 3 exons. NCBI's taxonomy places the organism in Eukaryota, Fungi, Ascomycota, Eurotiomycetes, Eurotiales, Trichocomaceae. The record is from RefSeq and is a predicted model, not a curated record. Gene Ontology annotation, cellular component: nucleus; Rad6-Rad18 complex. Gene Ontology annotation, molecular function: single-stranded DNA binding; ubiquitin protein ligase activity. Bases 1 to 1290 code for a protein of 429 amino acids.
AUGGACCGCCCCUUUGAUAUCCCAGACUCCACGGACUGGCUAAACUCCUCCCUCCCUGUUGUCGCGCCACUCGAGUCCGCUUUACGAUGUCAAAUCUGCAAGGACUUUUUCAACAACCCCGUCAUCACAUCGUGCUCGCAUACGUUCUGCUCUAUAUGUAUUCGAAGAUGUCUAAGUAGCGAAGGGAAAUGCCCAGCCUGCAGAAGUUCGGAUCAGCUACUGAAACUGAGGCGCAAUUGGGCUGUUCAGGAAAUUCUGGAAAGCUUCCAAAAUGCUCGAUCGAAUAUUCUUGAUCUAGCACGACUGCCUCAGACGGCCAAUUCUACAGGAGAAAUCCAAGAGGAGGAUGGUGCUUUGUCGCAUCCGGCGACUAAGAAACGGCGAUUGAACCAACCCAACGACGCUCCUGCCGUUCCUGCGCAGCCCGAGAUGAGAAGGACAAGAUCGCAGGGGAGACAGAUUGAGCGACAAGUCACGCCGGUGGAAACCGAGAUUAUAGAGGACAGCAAGGAUGAGGACUACAUCCCAGAUGAUGGCUUGGUCCCUUGUCCUAUGUGCAAUCGUCGAAUGAAAGAAGCAGCGGUUUUCAACCAUUUAGAUAACUGCAAAGGGCCUGUAAAAGAGAGCGUACCGAGUUCUCAGAAUCUCUAUUCACGAGCACCACAGAACUCAUUUCGGACUCUACAAAAUAAAAGUCCCGCUAAACCAUUAGAGCGCCUUCCCACAUUGAAUUAUUCUCUUUUCAAAGACAACAUGUUACGCAAGAAACUCAAAGAUCUCGGCAUCCCGGACUGGGGCACACGACCUCUACUACAAAGACGCCAUACCGAAUGGAUGAAUUUAUGGAAUGCAAACUGUGACGCCAAAAAUCCCAAGACUAAGGAUGAACUUCGUCGAGACUUAGAUAUCUGGGAGAGGACACAGGGCGGGGCCGCACAACAGUCUGGAAUAACAUCAGGACCCAAUGCAGUGAUGGCAAAGACUUUCGAUGCGGCUGCAUGGUCUGCGAAUCACAACGAUGAUUUUAGACGGCUGAUUGAGAAUGCGAGGAAGAAAAAGGAUAUGAUCAAGAAGCAAACGCAAGACCAGGGAGAACCCAAACAAAAUUCUCAACAAGAUGAGAAUGCGCCGGUCAAUAAUGCCAAUGUCCAAAAUAACGCACCAUCUACUAGCCCAACACAGGCUGAGGUAGCAGGAAAUCCGCGGCGAACCUCUCAGUUAUAUGCACUUCUCAACGAAACAUCUGUCGACCAUGUGCAUGGUGGAAGUAAUGGCUACCCCGCAAGAUAA